Messenger RNA from Chara braunii, 3578 nucleotides. NCBI's taxonomy places the organism in Eukaryota, Viridiplantae, Streptophyta, Charophyceae, Charales, Characeae. The record is from the annotation of a GenBank genome assembly.
ACGGAAGCUCGCAAGCACAAAAAAGUGAAAAUCAGAACAAAGAGAGGGAACGAACUCGAAAAACACAGGAGACAGACAGGCACCAAACACAAUACCAAAGGCAGGGAGGCAAUUUAGCACCAUGAGAACAUUGAUCAGGAAGCAACGUGCCCAUAGACGCCUGGACUCCAUGCUGUUUUACAGCGGGGCGAUGCUGCAGCUGACGGAUCAACAUCUCCGGCAGGUGAGAUGGGCCCAACUGAACCAACCCCCAAGUUCCGCUAGCCUCCCACCGCUCUGUAUGGAAAGGAAGCAAAGUGAAGGUACUUUGCCACGGGUAGAAGACACAGACAUGGGGGUGCUGAUGGAGGAGGAGAAGGAAACGGAGCAGCAAAGGAGGGUGAUGCAGGAAGGCAAGGGUGCCUGCGCCGCCCAGGAGCAAAUGAAAUCCGUGCCGCAGCUCACCUGGGCGGAUAAGCUCAGGCAUCCCCUCCAAGGCCAGGCCCUGACCAUCCAGCGUGGUCAGGGCAGCCCGCGGACAGGGAAGCUUGAGAUUCCCCUAGAUGGGCUGCUGCAGGCACGGGCUUUCUUCAUGACCAAAUUUCUGCUCCCAUCCGAAACAAAGGUUGUAACCCAGGGUGGCAAACAAGUCAUGGUGAAAGCCUACCCUGACCACGGAAUCGCAAGCAGGGACGAGAUCUAUACAAAGCACGCCAGCAAUUGGGUGUUUCACGAUGAUGCGGCCUUCAAAUCUGUAAACGAUAAAGCCAGAUGGAUUGGUCGCCGACUUGAAAUCUUGAAAAAUAGUGCGCAUCUUGCUCGGGAUCACUUUCUGGUACAGCCAGUAACAAACAACUUAUUCACCGUCCUGGCCCUGCAUGAAGCGGACAAGAAAGUGAUGGAUGGUUGGAAAAGGCUUCGCUGUGAACGAUCGGAGGUAAGGAUCCACCCGUGGGUACCGCAGCGUAGGUUGGGACCGGAGGAGAAGAGGGCGCAACUGAUGCGGGAUUUCCACUGGGUGGAAUUCCGCCACAUCCCGGUCGAAAUCCAAACGGCCUUUGUAUACGAUUUCGGCCUGCUUUAUGAUAUCGUCGCCUUUAUUGACCCCCUUCCCUCUUAUGUGGCUAAGAGGGACGACUAUCUGAUGCUGGCUCUGGACUUUCCCCCGGGCCAGCCUUUCUCCCUAGACGAUGUAAUCCCUCCCACUGUGCUGCCGAUGGGGGAGGAAAUGGAGGUGGCAGCGGGGUGUAAAGGACCGGGGGAGGAGGUUCAGUUGCAGGAAGGGGGGCUGCAGGAGGACCGGAUGGUGGAAGUGGACCCCUUCCAACCUGCUUUUGCCCCAGAACCAAUGGAGGUUGACCCACUCCCGGAAAAUGCCCGCGCAGCACCAGAAGGUGUACCUUGUGAGGAGGGAGAGGAGGAGGGGAUCCCGCCGCAGCAUUUGCCGGUAGAGCAGAAACUGGUUGAAAUUGCGGACUGGCUGAUGACUAACCUGCAAGCGAAAUACGGCCCUCUCACGGACUUCUGGGACAGAACGUAUCGGGAACUGUUCCCUAUGUUGGACUCGAGCGCGGCGCUUAAAGGCGUCCUGCAAAAUGGGCUGCAAUCUGGUAUUAAGUGGACGGAGGCGUGGCACAGAGUGGCCUCCAUUGUAUUAGCAAGGUUUCAGCCGCCUCCUGCACCACACCCAGCAGCAGCAGAAGAGACAAAGGUAAGCAAUCAGACCGAGGGGUCGAUCCUUCAGUCACCUGUCUUGCCACCGGGACUGGCCCCCUCGGACCUUGAUGAGGACGCACCACUGGACCUCGUGAGAAGAAAGAAAUUAAGGCACUUGAUAGAGAUGGGCCAGGACACGGGGCCACUGUCACAAGAGGCGACGCUGCUACUUCCAGUCCGGAAGAAAAACAGGAAAUGGGAGGUUGGCCUGACACCGGUUGAUCAUGGCAAAAUAAAAGGAGUUACACUGCAAGGGUGGUCCUCCUUCUGGGCGGGACACUGCAAAUCCGAGGCCGCAGCUGGCAUCCUAAGAAUGCAGCUGGACACGCACAUUGCAGAGUCUAUGCCCCCUGGAGCACAGGCCACUGCCCCCCUGGAAAUAGAAUUUAAAAGAGCCUUUCAAAGAGACACCCUCAUCCGCUACGACCCAGACAAGGAUGCAGGCCUGAGAUGGCUCACCCUCCCACAGCUGCUGGACAUGCAAGCAGUUAAGACCAGGGCUAGUGAGAGCUCAAGAGGGGCGUAUGGUUGGAAAUGGGUUGUGCAAGGGAUCUAUAAAGUGGGACACUUAUGGGACGAAAUCCGCAGGGACUGGCGAAGGGAUGAAGAGUUACUGGAAUCCUUGCAGGGACGCAUGAAGCGUCAGCAAAGGCUGAAGGAACUCAGGGAGGCUAUCCCUCCCCAUUGGAUUGAAAUGUUCACAAAGGAUGAAAUCACCCCGGGACAAUGGGUGAAGAUGAAGGGGGACCCGAGGCCAGCCAGCAUAUACAGGGUGGAGCGGGUGCUGGAUGGGAGAAGGCUACGGGUCACUUGCUGGAGGGUGGACACGGGUUACGAAGGGUUGGGGGAGCCCCUCCAAGAGGCUGAGCCAGGGGAUGGGCAAAAGGAACUGCAGAUCUCAACGGACGGGAUCGAAACAGUAUCGGAAGCAUACAAAGGUCAAAGUUCAUCUGAGAUCCGUGUUGUGCACUCGCUAGAUCAUGGAUACAACUGGACACGACCACGACCAAUGUUCACAGAACCAGGUUCGUUUACAAAGAACCAGCUACUCCGCUCGAUAAGGGGAGAAUGGCUGCUUCCCUUGUAUUAUACUCCGGGUGGUGCAGAGGCUCAUUCUCUUCAGUAUUCUGCUAUCAAGAGGAGUAAGGAUGGUGGAUUUACUUGGGAUGAGGGGACUAUGAUGAGGGGAACCAAGGGGAAACUUGUUCAGCCAUCUGUGGUGCGUCUGCGGCAUGAUGGGAUAUUGGUUGCAUAUUUCCGGAGCAGAGGUGCUGAUUACAUAUACGAGAGCCGAUCAUUUGAUGAUGGCUACACAUGGACAAAGCCGAGGAGGACCAAGCUGCCAAAUAACAACAGUGGCAUUCAGGCGUUAGUACUAUCCAAUGGGCAUUUGGUAAUAGUCUUCAACAACAUCCGUGGACCGCAUGGGAGGUGGCCGUUGUCUAUCGCCUUGUCCGAGGACGAAGGUGAAACGUGGCCUUUUGUUAGGGACUUGGAGCCAUGGGUGCCGGAUAGAGGAGACCAGAGGUUGAAUGAAGAUUUCUCUUUGCUAGAUUGGGAUGAUGAUGAGCCAGGGGUUAUAAGUGCAGAGUACAGCUACCCAUCGGUGGUGCAGUCGCAUGUGGACGACCUCCUUCACAUUUCCUACACCUGGAGGAGAAAAACCAUCAGGCAUGUGCGGGUCACCGAAGACUGGAUACGAAGAGGAUCAACAGUGGGCGAAUAUCAAGGCGGGAGAGAAAUGGACGAUGAGGCUACAUAACCUGGCCGCCUGUGAUGCGAGAUCCAAUGCAACUGCAUUCUGAAACAGACCCUAUGCACAUUUCACCAUGAAACACAAGGCAUGCAUGGGGUUUUCUGCCAAACAAAACCCCGGACAUUUG